Molecule: messenger RNA, 4677 nt
Organism: Pipistrellus kuhlii (Kuhl's pipistrelle)
Lineage: Eukaryota; Metazoa; Chordata; Mammalia; Chiroptera; Vespertilionidae
Gene: AGFG2
Product: ArfGAP with FG repeats 2
Exons: 13
Coding region: 303-1832 (509 amino acids)
Molecular function (GO): GTPase activator activity
Source: RefSeq, a predicted model, not a curated record
CAAUGGCAGAGGCCUGAGGUCUCCAGGCAGUAGGGUGUGGCAUCGGCCGCUACUGCAACUAGAGGCCGGCUAACGUCGGGCCAAUCAGAGUGAGGAGGUGGGAGGGGACUAGCCAAUCAGCGCGCAGGAUAGGCGAGGCUCGGGGCUGAAGAGUCUCGCGCGGACGCCGCGGGCUCGCCAGCUCCUGUCCCGGGCGUCAGGCGUGCGGAGGCGACUGAGGAGGCGGGAAGGCGGCAGUGGUUGAAAGGGAAGAAGGGGCGCUUGCCGAUUUGCUGGGAGGAAGACCGCGGGAGCGGGCCGUCAUGGUGAUGGCGGCGAAGAAGGGCCCGGGGCCGGGUGGCGGGGUCGGCGGGGGGAAGACGGAGGCGGAGGCGGCGUCGGAGGUGUGGUGCCGCCGGGUGCGGGAGCUGGGCGCCUGCAGCCAGGCCGGGAACCGCCACUGCUUCGAGUGCGCCCAGCGCGGGGUCACCUACGUGGACAUCACCGUGGGCAGCUUCGUCUGCACCACCUGCUCCGGCCUCCUGAGAGGCCUGAACCCCCCGCAUCGAGUCAAAUCCAUCUCCAUGACAACCUUCACCGAGCCUGAAGUCGUAUUCCUGCAGUCCCGUGGAAACGAGGUUUGCAGGAAGAUUUGGCUGGGUCUUUUUGAUGCUCGGACAUCUUUAAUACCAGACUCCAGGGAUCCUCAGAAAGUAAAGGAGUUUCUCCAGGAAAAAUAUGAGAAGAAGAGAUGGUAUGUCCCCCCAGAUCAAGUCAAGGGGCCCACUUACACCAAAGGCAGCGCCUCUGCCCCUCUCCAGGGCUCCGUCCCGGAAGGGAAGCCUCUGCGGUCACUUCUGGGGGAUCCUGUGUCAUCUCUUCCCGCUGAUGCCUCCACCUCUAGCCAGUCUGCUAGCCAGUCUCGGAUGUCUCAGCCCCGGAGCGCCCAGCCGCCUCCCCACUCCUCGGUCAAGAAAGCCAGUACCGACCUGCUGGCUGACAUUGGUGGAGACCCCUUUGCUGCUCCCCAGACAGCACCAUCAUUUGCUGCAUUCCCAGCCUUUGGGGGGCAGACACCUUCCCAUGGGGGCUUUGCCAACUUCGAUGCCUUUGGCAGUAGCCCCAGCUCUUCGGCGUUUGGAAGCAUUCCUCUGGCUCGCCAAACCCCAUUUCAGGCCCAGCCAGCAGCCACAGCCAGUGGGAUGCUAACUGGAAGUUACAGCUUUGGGAGCAGCCAGGUGACUCCAUUUGGUGCCUCCCCUCUUGCACCUGCCAGUCAGCCCAACAGCCUCCCAGAUAUGAGCGGCCUCCUGGGACCUGGGGCAUCAGCUGGAGGCCUCCCUAGCAGCAUCUUUGGGAUGACCAGCCAGGUCCCCACACUCCAGUCGGCCCCAACUGGCGGAGGUGGCGGCGCCGGGCUUGCCUUUGGAGCCUUCACCAACCCUUUCACAGCACCUGCUGCGCACCCUCCGCUGCCUUCCACAAACCCAUUCCAGCCCAAUGGUUUGGCCACAGGACCUGGCUUUGGGAUGAGCAGCGCUGGACCUGGCUUCUCCCAGGCAGUGCCACCCCCCGGGCCCUUUGCCAGCACCUUCCCGCCACCCAUGUUCUCCCUGCAGACCUCGAUGACUCAGCAGCAGAAUGGAUCUUCCUUCAGUGACUUGGGACCAGCCAAGCUGGAACAGAGGCCACUCAGCCAGCCAGCGGGCAUCUCCACCAAUCCCUUCAUGCUGUUAAUAGGCAAUGUUGGAAAAGAACUGCAUUUGAAAGAAAAAGAAAAUGGCACUCAGUCUUGUUUGGGGCCAGCUGAGUGCCCUCACAUCCAUCAGCAUGCCUGCCCGGGUUGCUGUUAACAUUGCCUGUGAUGCUGCCUGCUGUUGGCUUGUCAAGGACAGCUGGCCCAGGACGGGACUCCUCGCCCAGCUCCUGUCUGAACUGGAGUCCGUGUUAGCGAUGGGAGGGAGCACCCAGAGCAGGGCCGCCUCUGCAGUGACAGGAGAUGGGUGGCGGUCAGCCACUCCCAGGUGCAUUCUCAGCCGCUCCCCAGACGGUUUCCACCUGAGGAUGUGGCAACAUCCUUGGUGUCUGUCUGUGUGGUGACAGACAGAUAGCUCGGGUUAAACACCUCACCUGACUGAGGCGAGGCCCAGCACUCAGCCUUCUGUCUGAAGAGGUUCCUCCCUUUUCCAAGUUCCCCGGGGACUCUUGGCCCUUUCGUUCUUGGGAUUUCUCUGGGUGUUUCUGCCCAGUCACCUUUAACAGUGUAACAGCAGGAAGAAACAGGUAUUGGGUUAUGGCUUUAUUCAAAGAAUUUCCUGAAAAUACUUCCAGCUGCUGCCAUUGGCCCAGCCAGGAUGGCUUCCCACCUUCCCACCCAUCCUGUCCUGUGCCUGUUUUCCUUCUCCCAGCUUCCCCUCCUCCCCUCUGGUGGGGUCUCCCAGGGCGGACCACUAUUCUUUCCCCCUGGAUUUAUUGUGUUCUGUUUCCUUUUAGUAUUUUUCUGUCACCCUUGACUAUCUCUCUGUCCUUCCUCCUGUCUCUUUGCUUAGAGCCAGGGAAGGGCAGCAGGAAAGCUGCUAUCUGUUGCUGUGUAGUAGGGGAAGAAGCCUUUCUUAUUUCCCCCCAGCUUUCUCUCUCCACCCACCCCUCCUUUCCUAAGCAAAAAUAGGUUUAGAGGUGAGAUUUAAAGAACCAGAAGCUGCAGUGAUUCUGACUGCAUGUUUCAGUCUCACUCCUGCUGUUUCCCAGGGACCUCCUUACUGCUUGGCUCCUGGGCCCAGCACCUCCCUGCAGUUCCUUUCCCUGCCUCCCAGUCACCCUGUCCCAUAGGGACUCCAGCCAGCUCGCUGCCAGAGCUGGCUGACCAGUCAGCCUCAGACCCCACGGCAGAGAAGUCGAGCUCCCCAGGCACAUGCCAAGACUAGGACUACAGCUGCCCUUGGCAGCUUGGCUUCCUCUCUCCAGGUGGCAAAGAAUGGAAAAAUCCCUCACCGGAUAGAAAACGUCUAAAUGACUGAGCUGUGUUCGUCCUGCCCUAACCCCUGGGGCAGCCCUGCAUGGCCCUGCCUGGUAGUUGUAAAUCGGAGCCCCACGCACAUACACCGUAGGGCUCCCACCAGGUUUCUGACCAAGUCCCUGACCAUUGCUAUGACCAUGCUCUGCAGACCACCCUCUGGUUUGGUUCUGUCCUUCAGCAGGUCAUCUGUGGGUGAGGAAGCAGGUGCAGGUCAGGCCAUGGUGGGAGAGGACUGAUGGAGGGGCUAAAUGUGUGGCGCUAUCCCUGCAUCACUCCACAGUGGAGCAGGAAACUGAAUGGAGGCGGGAGGGGCACAUGGAACAGCCUGGCCUUAGUUCUGCAGCCACUGCCUCUGGAUUCCUCUCCACCCCCACCCAUGGCUGUCCUGCACCUGCAGAGGGGUGCACAGGUGGACCCCUGUGGUUGGAGAAGUGUUCUCACCCAGCAGAGCUGAGGUUCUGCCAUUUCCUGUCCCUGGGGAGCCAUUAAGUUACCAGGGCAACAGGCUAGAAUAAAUCUCGUCCUGGUAAGGACAAGGGCAGUGUUGCUAGGGCAACUGAUUAGGCCAAUUUGACUCCAGGCUCUUUUUGUACCCAGCAGGCUAAGUCACCUGGCAUUGAUUACCAACCCAUCUACCUCUGCUGCUUACCCAGAACCCAGGCACUGAGAUCCCUGCUGCUUCCUGCUUUAUCUUCACCAUUUAAGGAGCUGCUCUCCGACAGCAGCUGUGAUUUCACAGGACAGGGUGUUGCCAGGUGGCUUGGCUGAUGGGGAGUGGAAAGGAGGAGUUUCAAAUCAAACCUAUGGGAAAAGGCUCCAGGCCAGGAAAGGCACUCCCUGCUCCUAAAAGCAGCACCCAGAUGGAAAGGGAGGGGCCUGCCGGUGGCUUUUUUGUCCCUGCCACUUCGCACAUUGGCCUAUGGCACAUAGAUGAGGACCACACUAGGGACUGGGUGGCCUUGAACAUACUGUUUCGGUGGCGACUUACAGACCACAUACCUGCCUCUCCCUGGCCAACACUGACCAAGAGUGGCAGCUACCACUGUCCCCAGUGCACACCCUGAGCUGCCAGCACCUCCUGCAUAUUGAUGGGCGUUGCUGGUGUGUGUGUGUGGGGCACCACCUGCCUUCUGGCUGGACACCCUCCCUCAGGAUGCUGGUUGGCUCCUGUAUCCCACUCCCAGUAUCACCCUUAAGAGGUGUUUAUGGGUACUAGCUGGCUUCCGUGCAUACUGCACCUUGGGCUCCUCCAGUUCUCCAGCCCCUGCUUUCCCGGCCUGGGAAAUGGGAAAGCUCUACUCGCUGCUCAGAAAAAGAAUCAGGUUCCCUUGCUUCAGCACUCUGUUACAUCUUUUCCUGACUGUGCCCCUCCCCAAACACCAUCUUUAAUGAAGGCUACACUUGCCCUCCUCCCCUCCCCUCUCCUCAUUUCCCCGCUUUAGGUAUCUUACUUUCUAUCAGAGGGAUAUCAUGAGGUCUUCUAAGGCCCAUUGGUGUCAACUGCUGGUUUGUCUUGUAGAGUGCACUGAGCAGUGUCAUCUUCCCACAAGUUAGUUGGUCCAUGGGAGAUCAGAAGUGAGUUGUCAAAAUGUUUGAAUUCCAGUCCUGGCUGGUAGCUCAGCUGGUUAGAGCAUCCUCGGAUACUCCAAGGUUGCAGAUUUGGUCCCCAAUCAGGGUACAUA